GAGUGGGUUGGGUCGGCUUGGAGCCAGCCACACGCACUCAUCGUCAGCGAUGAAAAGCGUCUAGGUGAGGGUGAAGCCGCGUCACUGGAAGCUUGCGCGCUAUUGGAGGCACAAAGUCGCGCACCGGACUCACCAAGCUCUGGAUUAUAGACUCUCCAGUCCAGAUUACCUCCAAAAGGUUCUUCAAGGAUCCGUACACGUUUCUUCAUCUUUCUGAUGCACUACCAGCUCCACUGCCUAGGCUGCCCAGACCAUUGCAUACUCAUCUAAAAGAAAAGGGGGGGCGCAUUGGUGGUGAUUCCGCGGAGCAACACAUACAAUGGCAACGGGUGCCCUCCUGCUUGUCUUUGCGCUGCUUGGUGUUGCAGUUGCUCAGAGGGUUGUGACUGUCCAGAGUGGACCUCUGGUUCGGACCGAAGGUUCCCACGUGACCAUCUGGUGCAACGUAUCGGGCUACAAAAAUGGUGUGAAACAGGACUUUGACUGGUCCAUGUACCUACCAUCGUUGCCAGAACGGGAGAUCCGGAUCGUAAGCACGGCUCAGUCAGACUAUGCUUAUGCUGUGUAUGCCCAGAGAGUGAAUAGUAAGGAGAUCUAUGUGGAGAGACUGAGUGAUGACUCAGCAGUGCUUCACAUCACCAAAGUGCAAGCCAGGGAUCAAGGUGUGUUUGAGUGUUACACCCCCAACACUGACGGGCGGUACCUGGGAUCCUAUAGUGCACGCACCAACCUCACUGUCAUCCCUGACUCGUUGACAGUAACGGCACCUCCCCAGACUUUGUCCAAAGUGGAGGGUGACACCUUACAGCUCAACUGUGAGGUGUCUAGGACCACAAUGCAACACACCCACCUGUCGGUUGGCUGGUUUCUCCGAUCCCCUGAAGAUACAGCUGCCUCACCUCAGGAGCUGGUCACUCUGUCCAGGGACUUUGUCCUGCGCUCUGGAGCACAUUAUAGGCAGAGGAUUGCAGCGGGGGAUCUCAGGCUGGAUAAAACCAGUGCCACAUCCUACCGGUUGACCAUUCACAAGCUUCAGCCAGUAGACCAGGGAUUGCUCUACUGUCAGGCUGUUGAAUGGAUCCAGGAUCCAGACGGAAGCUGGUUUGCGAUGAUCCGCAAGCAGAGUGAAAAAACACAACUUCGCAUACAGCCCACUGAUCGAGACUUCAGCAUCCAGGUGAGCACGGAGCGGCGGUCCUUCGUGGCCGGUGAGCCGCUGGAGCUUCGCUGCACCAUCGAUGCUCAGAAUGUCCCUGAGCGAUUCUUCUCGGUGUCGUGGGUCUUCAGCAGCUCAUCGGUGGCCAUGGUGGGCCCCAAUGCCGUGCCUGUCCUGGGCACUGGAUACAUCGACCGCGAGGCAAAUGGACUCAUGACCGUGCGUAAAGAAAGUCCCAAUGUGCACCUUCUGAAGCUGCAUCGCUUGCGUGUAAAUGACACAGGGAAGUACAUCUGUCGCGUUACGGAGCGAGAAAAGACACCAACGGGGGAUUUCAUUGACCGCAGCAAGAGGUCACGCAAUGUCCAGAUCACAGUUCAGCCAUUCAAGAGUAACAUCUCAGUGUCACUAUCUACCAACUCCUCUGAGGUCCUAGAGGGAGACCGGAUCCAAUUGACCUGCUUAGUCCAGUCUGCCACUGGCCCGGUGUCUGUUGUCUGGCAGUGGACCGACAAACAAUCGGCUGGACCAAUCCAGGAAGUAGCCUCUGUGGAUCGGGAAGGCACUGUCACUCAUGGGUCCAGCUACAGAGAUCGCUCCAGCUAUGGGGAGAUUCGUGUGGAGAGGGUGCGUGCGGACAUGUUCACUCUAUGCCUUUACAAUGCCUUACCUGGAGAUGAGGGUCAAUACCACUGCACGGCUACCCAGUGGGUUCAGUCAGGCACUGAAACUCAGCCAAACUGGGAGAAGACUGGAGAGCAAUCAGCCACCAAAACAGUCACAGUCAAGACUGUUGAGUCUUCCUUUAUGGUGUCGGCCUCAUCGCGGACUCCGUCGAUCACGUUUGGAGAUUCCUUUGACCUCAUCUGUUUGGUCAAGCCUCGCCACAACCCCAGAGUCCCCACAUCGGUCACUUGGCGUUUCAUGCCGGCCAGUGCUCGAGCUGAAGAUGAGGAUCAGGGAGAGUUCAAAGACCUGGUGACAUUCACCCGUGAAGGCACCCUUCAGUGGGGAGAACAGCUGCUUGGGUUGGGCACCCGCACCACCGUGGACCGCUCGCACUCCAACACCAACUUCCGUUUGUCUGUGACCCGAGCAGGGCGAAGUGAGGCGGGAAAGUAUCAGUGUACUGCCAUCCUGUGGAGGAAAAACUACGACAAUAGCUGGAGCAAAGUAGCCAACCGAACCUCCAAUCUGCUUGGCAUCAGCGUCCUGCAACCAGACAGUAAGUUAAAGGUGCAAAAGAACAACCAGUCUCUGGUGUACCAGGAGGACAGCCGGGUCAGGAUCAAUUGCUCCAUCAUCUCCCAGACAAGCCAGAACUCCCAGCAUGCUGUUCUGUGGUACAUACGACGGGCAUCAGGCUCAGAAACUGAUGAACUCCUGCUGAGGAUCGAACGCACGGGGGCCUUUGAGUACGGCGCAUACGCAGAUGAAGAGAGGCUGAGGAGGCGGGUCCAGGCCGAGAGGCUCUCACCUCGACUUUAUGCGCUGACACUGAACAGGGCAGAGGGCAGUGAUUCAGGGACCUAUUAUUGCUUGGUGGAGGAGUGGCUGAGCGACCCGGAUGGAGCAUGGUAUCGACUCUCACGAGAUACCUCGGGGUACACCAGGAUUCAAGUCAAAAAACCAGAGCCUCAACUGCGUGUGGACGAGCUGGAGAAUAACGUGACAGUGGAAGAGUCCAGCUCAAUCAGACUGAGCUGCAGCAUUUUCAGCCAGUCAUCUCCUGACUCCCGUUUUUCUGUUUUCUGGUACGUCGAGCGUUCUGAUGAAGUGGAUAUUGAAGACCAGCCAGGUGAGGAUGAGGAUAAGCGGGACUGUGUGUUUUCCAUCGGCCAUGAUGCCAUUUUUGGAAAUGGAAACUGCAGCCCCCCUGACGACAACGGGCCAAACUCCCGCUAUCAGUUUGAAAGGACUAGUUCUGAUCAGUACAGCCUGACCAUUCACGGAGCUCGACCAGCAGAUGCUGGGCGUUACUAUUGCCAUGUGGAGGAGUGGCUACUCAACCCUCGCAAUGAAUGGUAUCGACUUGCCACCAAUAAUUCUGGCAUCACCAUUGUCAAUGUACUGCAACAAGUGUCUACCAUCCAUUCAGUGGUGUGCUCCAACGAGUCCCUCUUCUAUUUUCUCUUCUUCUACCCUUUCCCCAUCUUCGGCAUCCUCCUCAUCGCCUUACUGGUUGUUCGCUACAAGGGUCGCAGCAACAACAAGAGCCAAGAGGGCAAAAAUGGUGCCCCUCUGCUCUGGAUUAAGGAGCCUCAUCUCAGUUACUCCCCCACCUGUCUGGACCCCCCAGCACUCAGCUUGCACCCUGGCUCGGUUGACUAAGCAAAGCAGGGUCCAAUCCCCGCCCCUUUUCCUGCCUCACGCACAUUGCGGACUCAGCCGACACAAUGCCAGGGAGCCUUUUGUGGACUCCGCCUACAGAUAAUACUGUUGUUCAAAGCCGUGUUGAAUUAGUCAAUGAGUUUAAAGAUUUCUAGCCUGGAGGCUGUUUGUUUUUAUGUUGACGAAUGUGUGUUUGUGUGCGUGGCCGUGCUGACAGGGAUGGAUGUACCAUUUCAGCACAAAUAAUUGUGAGAGGGCAAAGCGAAGGGCGAGAGAGAGCCGUGAACCUCUCCCGAUUUCUGUAAAGCCUAAUCCUAUAAUUACGUUUGAUUUCUAUUUCAAUAAAUAUUUAUCUGUUUUUUAAAAGUGGUGGAAUGAAGCAGAAAAGAACGCAGGCCAGUCUUUGAAAAACAUAUAAAGUGAACUCAGCAGGCAACUCCAGCAUUAUACGGGAUGCCAAAAAAGUCUUCAAACUGAUCCAAGUGCAGCCACAGCCUAGCCUCCUAUCCUGGUUCCCAUAGCAAUGCUCUGCUCCCACUGACUUCGUAGCUGCCGGCUCCGUUGCCAGGCUGCAUGGAGACAAAGGCUAGGACACACAAGUCUGUGUCCUAAACGAGUUUGUGUGUCGGCCCACCUGCCUUCACAAUGGAUUCGCCUUGGCAGACUGAAACAAGUCCUGGUGAGCCACUUAAACAGUGCCAGACACUCUGGCCCAAGCGAAAGACUACCCUGCUCUUCUUCUCCACUAUCCUCCUCGAAAAAGAGCAAGGGAAAGUAAAGAAGACUGAAAACUAUUGCAAAUAAUUGAAAAGGUCUCUUUUAUUGAGGACGUAUCCACAUAAACAAAAGUAAUUUUAAUUUUAUUUUAGUGCCAAGUGCUCCUCAUUUCCAUGCUGUCAUCUGCAGCUAAAGUUUGAAGUUUUUAGACAGUUGGAAAGCUGAUCAGUUCAGAGGCAGGCGAAUUGAAACGCCUGCAUAUGUCCCGCUGUGGAUCCAUGGGCCUUUUGGGCAGUUGAAUCCUAGAUAAGAUUAACUUUUUUGAUUCAAUUAACUGAGAUACUGAAUGAAAUUCCAUUUUUGCACAUUUUCUUUAGUUUCCUUUUAAUUUCUUUUAAUUUUUUCUCCUUUUUUUUGUUUUUGUUUGACAGAUAGGCCACAUUAAAGAUUAUUUAUCUGUAGAAGUGUCAUAAAACACUACCAAAAAUUUUACCUGGACAUGAUUUGAUGAGAAUAAAUGUUUGAUUUUGACAUAUUUUCUAUUUAUUGUUUUAUACUUUUUUUGCAUUGCUUUUUAUUAUGAUGUUUUCUUUUUUUCCCCUUAUUCUUAUUUCUUUAACAUUUAAUACUUUGUGGAUUGAGCACAUUAUAUGAAUAGCCUGUAUGUUAAAAAUGUGGUAGAAGUAGAAAUGCUAGAUCUGUCCUGCGCAUUGCAGUUUGUAGCAUUUCAUUACCAGGCUGUCAGGUUCUUCAGUGUCAGAACACUGUAUAUCUAUACAUAUAAGAAUAUGCUGUGGCUUUUAAGUGUACAAUAGUUGAACAGACAAGUCACAUAAAUUGAUUCACAUCUAUGCUUUUUUUGCUUGUUUAUUUAGUGAAAUGUGAUGUAACACCUUCUUAGGUAGUUCAGCUAAAACUUGGGAUGUUUAAGUUCUUCUUUUUUUUUUUUUUUUUACAUGGAAGCUGGCUCCCUAAUAUUUGUGAUGUAAAGCAGGAGGGCUGACAGCUGUGCCACUUUCUCAGCCCAGAGAGGUGAAAUCUUCUGCGUAACCUGUGCACUGCCAGACUGGACAUGAGAUCUCUUGAGAAAAAAAAAAAACUGUCUCAGUUGUGUCAACAUGUAUAUUGCAUGACAAUGUUACGGGGGGAAUUUUGAUGUUUUGUAAAGUUUCGAACAUUUUGAGCUUUGUGUUUUUGUGACGGAGCUGACAACUCCCCUCCCACUCCUCUUUCCUCCCGACCUUCCUGAGCCAAGAGCUGAUGCAGUGUCCAGUCCCUCCCUCAUCUUCAAUAUUUGACUGCCGGUCCAAUACGCCCUUCCAACCUCUUUAAAUAGCUGAUUUUAAGAAUGGUGUUGUGGAGAUUGUGUUUGAUAUUAUUGCUCAUAAAUGUCUUUUUAAUGCUUUGCUUUUAUGCAGCACUUCAUUAAACAGAUUUAUGUCAAUAAAAACCAAAAUGUGUUCCCAG
Cyprinodon variegatus (sheepshead minnow) is the source of this 5671-nucleotide messenger RNA. RefSeq names its product immunoglobulin superfamily member 3-like (gene igsf3). NCBI's taxonomy places the organism in Eukaryota, Metazoa, Chordata, Actinopteri, Cyprinodontiformes, Cyprinodontidae. The record is from RefSeq and is a predicted model, not a curated record. Bases 320 to 3487 code for a protein of 1055 amino acids. The transcript is spliced from 9 exons.